Molecule: messenger RNA, 372 nt
Organism: Hypomesus transpacificus
Lineage: Eukaryota; Metazoa; Chordata; Actinopteri; Osmeriformes; Osmeridae
Product: cAMP-specific 3',5'-cyclic phosphodiesterase 4D-like
Exons: 2
Coding region: 64-372 (102 amino acids)
Source: RefSeq, a predicted model, not a curated record
UGCUGCUGACACUUUUUAUCAACAGCACAGUAGUAAUCCUGUAGUAGUCCCCCUGGUCACAACAUGGAUUCUCUAGACGCACAACUGGCCUCCUGCUGGACUUUUGUACCACCUGGUAUAGCCAGCCGGUCCCCAAGUCGAGGUACCAAGAGAAAACGCCUACUUAAAUCGUACAGCUUUGAUGUGGACAAUGGUGCGUCGGCGGGUCGAAGCCCAUUGGACCCCAUGGCCAGCCCGAGCUCAGGCCUCAUCCUGCAGGCCAACUUCAUCCACAGCCAGCGGAGGGAGUCCUUCCUUUACCGCUCAGACAGCGACUAUGACCUGUCGCCCAAGUCCAUGUCCCGCAACUCGUCGAUAGCCAGCGACAUGUAA